Molecule: messenger RNA, 579 nt
Organism: Protopolystoma xenopodis
Lineage: Eukaryota; Metazoa; Platyhelminthes; Monogenea; Polystomatidea; Polystomatidae
Source: the annotation of a GenBank genome assembly
AUGGUACGCGGGUUGAAUAAGGGAGAUGAGCCGGAUAUCUGCAAACAUGUGAAUGAGAGCUUAGGCGCUCUGCUCGGUGAGGCGACAGUGGACAUGCUACUGAAGUCACGGCCUGCUAGCUCUGGCAUACUCACUGAUAUUGCCAAACUAUAUCACUCAAUUGGUUUCUCGGAUGUACACGAUGUCACUGUUCUUCGUGAUGUCAAAGGUGAUCUGGGUUUCGGAUUUUUUGUGGCAAGCUCUCAGGCUGGUGAGAGGCUUGAAAAAUGUACCGAACCGAUUUUCUCUGCUUCGCUUCCUGAAAUUAAAUCUGACAGUACGUCUACUCUUGAAGAUUGCGACAAAGACAAACUGGCCCUUGAAAUGUUGAGUGCCGCUCGUCUUGUUCCCGGUAGUCCAGCAGAGCGCUUGUCCGACAAACUUUGUAUCGGUGAUCGAAUUUUGGCUGUCAAUGGAAGGAGUAUUCUUCGACUCUCGCAUGAUGCUGUUGUACGUCUGAUUCGAGAAAGUGGUGAUCACGUGAUUAUCACCAUACUUCCUGCAGCAUCAGUCAUUGCAUCUAACCGAGGUAGUUGCUAA